AUGCGCGGGUCGAGCUACCAGUGGAGCUACAGGGUGACCUUCGUGAACCAGGGCUCCGCGACGGUCCAACUACUGACGCGGGCGUGGCGCUUCGCGGACGCGUUCGGCGGCGUCACGGAGGUGUCGGGCCCCGGCGUCCGCGGCGACACGCCCGUGCUGCGCGGGGGCGAGUCCUGGAGCUACGAGUCCGGCACGACGCUGCCGACGGCGACGGGCAGCUUCUACGGGUCCUUC
Messenger RNA from Aureococcus anophagefferens, 234 nucleotides. RefSeq lists its product as hypothetical. The record is from RefSeq and is a predicted model, not a curated record. Lineage: Eukaryota; Pelagophyceae; Pelagomonadales; Pelagomonadaceae. The annotation marks the transcript as partial. Gene Ontology annotation, biological process: error-free translesion synthesis. The transcript has a single exon. Gene Ontology annotation, cellular component: nucleus; mitochondrial nucleoid.